Messenger RNA from Exophiala xenobiotica, 1356 nucleotides. RefSeq lists its product as uncharacterized. The record is from RefSeq and is a predicted model, not a curated record. Lineage: Eukaryota; Fungi; Ascomycota; Eurotiomycetes; Chaetothyriales; Herpotrichiellaceae. The transcript is spliced from 2 exons. The coding region runs from base 74 to 1183 and encodes 369 amino acids.
AUUUUAUAUUUUCUGGUAGGAUUUUCCACUCGUUAUUUCCUGGCCCAAGCCUUGCUUCAAGAAUUGUGCAAACAUGUCUUCCUUCCACCAAACCUCACACAUCUUCGUCAUUGGCGGUACGGGAGCUCAAGGCAUCCCAGUCAUUCGAGGACUUGUCAAGGACAAGAAGUACAGAUGUCGAGUCCUGACCCGAGACGUGAACUCGACGCGGGCUAAGGAUCUUCUCGCUUUGGGCAAUGUUGAGUUGGUGCAGGGUACCUUUGCCAGUGAGGCAGAUCUCCGAAAAGGGUUCCGUGGCUGUGAUGGUGCGUUCGUCAACAUUGACGGGUUCAAUUGUGGAGAGAAGACGGAGAUGUAUUGGGCCAUCAGAUGUUACGAGCUGGCCCUGGAAGAAGGAAUCAAGUUCUACGUCUAUGGCAACCUCGAUUACGUCUACAAGAAGAGUUUAUAUGAUCCCAAGUUCAGGACUGGCCAUUAUGAUGGAAAGGGCAGAAUAGGAGAAUGGGUGCUUGCUCAGAACAAGGUGAACAGCCACAGGAUGGGCGUCACAGUCUUUACCACCGGGCCAUAUAUCGAGAUGUCGAUUGCGAAAUUCACCAUCUUCACUCCCACGAUUGAGGAUGGAAUUGUGACAUGGCGAGUGCCUCUUGGAGAUGACAGUGGUGUCGUGCAUGUCUCACUGGACGACUGCGAGUACUACGGCAGGUGGCUUUUCGAUCAUCCAGAGCGGUCGAAUGGCAUGGAUCUUGAGGUCGCCAUCGACCAUGUCAAUUAUGCCGACCUCGCAAAGGCAUUCGAAAAGGUCACAGGUCAUCCGGCGAGAUACAUCGAAACCGAUCUCGACACAUAUUGGAAGACUGGCAAUACAGCAUCCGCGGCCGACUUACCGAGUGGAUAUAACUCCGAUCCUAAGGAUCCUGCUUUCAUGACUUUUCGACAGAAUUUCACCGGCUUCUUCAACAUGUGGAAACACUCUGGCCGCAAUCAAGGCGUCAUUCGUCGUGACUAUAAGCUGCUUGAUGAGAUUCACCCGCACAGGAUCCGGAGCGCAGAGCAGUUCUUUAGGAUCGAGGAUGCCCGAGGAAAAGCUGCUAGCCUGGGCAGUCUCUGGGAUCGCGUACAGCCAGAGAACCUCCGACCUGUUCUCAAGCUUGCCGAGGACAAGAGAAAGGGCAAAUUGUAGAUACCAAGAUGAAGGCUUUGGAGAUAGUGAACAGACGUCGCGCGAUGAGUAAACUGGCUAGGUACCGGCACAGAAGCCUCCAUCCCCCGUCAUACUCGUAGCCCAAUUGUAUUUCCAGGCACCUCAAGGGUCCGGCCCCAGUCUACUAACUAGGCCGCGGCCCCAUCAUGGCC